Mugil cephalus (flathead mullet) is the source of this 766-nucleotide messenger RNA. It is a transcript of the gene rida, whose product is annotated as reactive intermediate imine deaminase A homolog. NCBI's taxonomy places the organism in Eukaryota, Metazoa, Chordata, Actinopteri, Mugiliformes, Mugilidae. Gene Ontology annotation, cellular component: cytosol. Bases 103 to 510 code for a protein of 135 amino acids. The transcript is spliced from 6 exons. The record is from RefSeq and is a predicted model, not a curated record. Gene Ontology annotation, molecular function: deaminase activity.
CCCCGUAAAAAAAAAAAAAAAAGAAAGUGCCAAAGUUUAACGGAGCAGAGCAGAAAUCUGUAAAACGGACAGGCAGACAGGGAGCAUCAGGAUUUGACAACUAUGGCAACUAUCCGUCGACAAAUCACUUACACACCAAAAGCUCCUGUCAGACAGGGAAUAUACAGCCAGGCGGUGGUUGUGGACCGAACCAUGUACAUCUCUGGUCAGCUGGGGCUGGACGUGGCCUCCGGGAAGCUGGUAGAUGGAGGAGUGCAGGCCCAAGCCAAACAGGCUCUUAUCAACAUGGGGGAGAUCCUUAAAUCUGCUGGUUGUGACUAUAGCAACGUGGUGAAGACGACUGUGCUGCUGGCAGAUAUAAACGACUUCAACAGCGUCAACGAGGUCUACAAGACGUUUUUCAGUAAAAAUUUCCCUGCAAGAGCCGCCUAUCAAGUUGCCGCUCUGCCCAGAGGUGGACUGGUGGAGAUUGAGGCCGUCGCUGUUCUCGGUCCUCUCUCUGACUCCUGACUAUCCGGCCACAUCGGAAACAAGUUGUAGCCAAACCGUCUCGUUAAACCAUCCAAACCGUUAUCUCCUGACUUUUGUUGCAGAUGGACCAUUUUCAAACCUUUAGAUUUGCCUUUCACAAUAAAUCUCUGCUUGGAAAUCUGGCAAACUGUACAUGAACUAAAGCAUAAAAAGUUACUCAUUUUCUGUUUGUUUGUUUGUUUGUUUUUUCACAUAAACUGACACAUAUGCAAUAAAAAUGUAGUAAAACCUCAAA